AUUGCUGUGGUGUGUGACGAUGUGACAUAAUGUGUGAUAUAGAAAGAAGUUUAGAAGAGAUUAAAAUUAAUGGGACCUCUGACAGCUUGGAUGAUUUACCUAAGCGGCCUUUUAUCAGGGGAUCAGAUCCGAGGGUAGCAACAUGCAGGGGAAAACUCCAGAACAGACGAUCAAAGUUAAACCAAGAGAUUAACAAGGAGUUGCGUUUACGCGCUGGCGCCGAAAACUUGUUUAAGGCAACUACGAAUAAAAAAUUACGAGAAACGGUGGCUGUGGAGUUAAGUUUCGUAAACUCGAAUCUUCAGUUGUUAAAAGAACAACUUGCGGAGUUGAAUUCCUCAGUGGAGUUAUACCAAAGCGAUAGCACCGAUGCCGUAAUGCCGAUGAUCCCCUUAGGCCUUAAAGAAACAAAAGAAAUCGACUUCCGAGACCCUUUUAAAGAUUUUAUUCUAGAACAUUACAGCGAAGACGCCAACCACUACGAAGAUGCCAUUUCCGACUUCAUGGACACCAGGCAAGCCAUUCGAACCCCCCUCCGAGAUUCCUCUGGAAUUGCUUUACUCUUUAGGUACUACAACCAACUAUACUUCGUAGAAAGAAGAUUCUUUCCGCCCGAUAGGUCUCUAGGAAUAUACUUCGAGUGGUUUGAUUCUUUAACUGGUGUGCCAUCAUGUCAGAGAACGGUUGCUUUCGAAAAGGCUUGCGUUCUGUUUAAUAUGGGAGCUGUAUAUACACAAAUCGGGGCCAAGCAGGAUAGGUCGACGGCCAAGGGUCUGGAUGCGGCUGUAGAUAGUUUUCUAAGAGCAGCUGGUACGUUUAGGUAUAUAAACGAGAACUUCACCAACGCUCCAUCGAUGGAUCUGGGUCCAACAAUGUUAGAAAUGUUUGUACAGUUAAUGUUGUGCCAAGCUAGAGAAUGUCUUCUAGAAAAGCUCCAACUACAGUCCAAGGACAACAGAUCCAUCGAUAUAUGUUUAGAUUUAUCCCAAGAAGCCGCUCAUCUUGCAGAAUGUUAUAACGACGUGAGUCAACUAAUAAGUCAUGAUACCGUUAGGGACUUCGUUCCCUACAGUUGGUCCUCCCUCGUCCAAGUCAAAAGGCAAUUCUAUACGGGAAUGGCACACAACUUGGUCGCAAAUGGGGUGCUACAUAAAGAUGCUGCGAAAAUGUCCGAUAACACGAAAGACACGCUUUUGUAUAUGCAUGUUGAGAUAGAUGGAUUAGCGCAACUGGAUAUAAAGAUGCCAAAAGAUGCUUCAGAAAGGAGAUUAUUAGGGAGAGCUCAUCUAAGAGAAGCGCUAAUGCUGUAUGAAGAAGCUCAACGACAACAUCGGAUGUGUAGGGAAUUAAAAGGAAAGCAAGCCCUUACAUCGGUGUUGAGAACAGCGCAUAAAAUUGCGUUAAAUGCUUACACAGGAACAGAAACCGAAGAUGACUUUAGUGACCUGCUCGAUCCUCCUCAGAUACAAGCCUCAACCAAGUUUCAGCUUUCUCUGACACCACCAGACUUUGCACAGUAUCGCGUAACAGAUCUGUUUAGAAGUCUGGGACCGAUUGCCAUUUUUUCAGCAAAAAGACACUGGACCGCUCCGAGGCUAGUUCAGCUCCAUCGAGGAAGAACCACCGAUGGAUUUGGCUUUUCUCUCCGUGGUGAUGCUCCAGUGCUUGUAGCUGUGGUCGAGGCUAAUUCCUUGGCAGAGUUUGGAGGAAUUAAAGAGGGCGAUUUCAUUGUCGCGGUGGCCGACAAGGAUGUGAAAUGGUCCUCGCACGACGAAGUAGUAACGCUCAUCAAAAACGCUGAAGAAUCUCUAAAUCUCAAGCUGGUUACUCCAAUGGAUAGAAACUAUCUAAAGCCAUCAAAAGCACCAAGUACAAACAAAGGCUCAGUAUCGACUCAUAGCAGCAGUUCGGGAGUCUCAAGCGGAAUGUCUAGUCCAUCCGGUUCAAUGGCGCAACAUAGCAACACCAGCAAUCAGAAGAGGUUGAAUUGGAAUCCCUUUAAACGACACUCAUCAUCCAGAGAAGGAAAAGAUUUUUACGAAAAUGUGAUCUUACGAUGAGAAUAUUUUGUUUUAUCUCUUAUUUAUUUAUCGAAAUUGUACAUUUUAUUCCAAGUUAGGUUAGUUUUUGUCGUCGGACGGUACUGAAUUAAAUAAUUGUAUCAAUGUCAAAAAAUGUAUUUUUGUAUGUUUCUCCAUAUUCAUAAUUUAAAAAAAUACGAUUAACUAAAAGAACUCGUAUUUACAUUGUAACGAAGUUGUUUGUAACACUAGUUUAAUUAAUCGAAAGCAAAUAGUCUGUAUUACAAUUAUUUAAAUAAUAUUAAUACACAGAUUGAAAAUCGGUUAUCAGUCAGCGAGAAGAAACUCCUUCGUCUUAUCUGUGACAAUUUUACUUAUUGUGAUACAUAUCCACCAUUUAUGUAUUUUUUUGUAGUGUCUGUUUCCCAAGUUUUAAGUUUCUUAGGUAUGUUCGUUUCUCGCCAGAAGAGCGCCAUAAAAGUUUUAUUACUACGCUGUACAAAAAUGUGCUUUCAUUGUACAGUAACUAAAUGUUCCAUCUUUUAUCAAUCAUUCUAAAAGCAUCUUUCCAUCAGUCUAAAACUAUCAAGAUAUCCGACGGCUCCUAUUGGCUUAUCGACGUCACGCUGUCAAUCCAACAUGGCAGCUGUCAGGUGUCAAUACGUGGCCAAUCAAAAUGUCCUUCCUUGAGAGGGAAAUUGGUGACGCUUUAGUCACUACAGAUUAUAAAGAAGCUUGUUGUUGAAUUCCGACGUUAUUGUCAAGUAUUAUUUCCGUAACUUUAAUAUAAUAAUAAUAAUAUUUUUUUUUUAUUUAAAAUAUAAUUUUUAUAAAAUGUCUGGUAAAGUUUUAUAAUUGCACUAUGUAUUAUACUGCUUUAUUUUUAUAAAGCUUUGAUACCUACUUUACUAUCCAUAAUAACAUUAAGUUACUUUGUAUUACCGAACACGUUUUUGGAAGCAUGUUUGUCUCUAAUCUUAUAGUGUUACACUUAACAUAAAUGUUAGGUACACCGUAAAUAUUUAAUCUUUUAGUUAAUAUAUUUACGUUAGUCUUUUGAUAUGAUUUAUAUUGUAAUAUUAUUUAACAAAUAAUAUGAUCUUCAAAGCAAUUUAAGCGACAAUCACAACGUUCUGCUUCCAUCCAUCCAUCCGUCCUAUUUUGUAUAAAAAAACUUAAGUAAUCUUUAUUGUAUAGAUAUUCGAACUGACUAAAUUUUAUCGAUGUACUGAGAAGAUAUUUAUGUUUUCUUGUAAAUACCUGUUUAGUUUGAUAAGAGUAUUUAAUCAAAAAUUAUGUUUAUUUUGUUUCAAUUCUAUAUUUAGCAUGAUUAGUCAAAGCAUGUACCUUCAAUAUGUUUCAAAUGUCUUCAAAUUUAUUUCUGUUGUUAAGUUUACUUAAAUAAAGAUGAAUAAAAGUUG
Diabrotica balteata is the source of this 3442-nucleotide messenger RNA. Lineage: Eukaryota; Metazoa; Arthropoda; Insecta; Coleoptera; Chrysomelidae. The record is from the annotation of a GenBank genome assembly.